AUGGCGACAACUCAUGAUGCUGACUUUCAGGCCCUCAUGAAGGGACUAACAAGCUGGGAUAUUCCUACAGGGCCUGUUCCAUCUGAACUCCUUCUUACCAGAGAAGCUGCCUUCCCAGUGUUGGUGAAUGAUGAGGGUCAGGUGACCAUUGCUGCCUCCUCCUACAGCAAGGGCCGAUAUGUGGUCAUGGGCCAUGAAGGUUACCUAAUGCAUCCACCAUUGGCUCCAUUUCUUGCUAAUGCAGUGCGUUGGCUCUGCAGCACCCCUGGUGCUCCCAUAAUUGUGCACCCUUCAGUGCAAAAACUUGCAGAAAUCCUGAAGGUUUCUGGGAUUGAGGCACAGGUCCAGGAGGAACCUCCAAUGGAGUCUGUUGGUGUUUACUGCUUCGAUGCCUACACUCACUACAUGACCCAAAAGUUAACCCAACUUGUGAAACGAGGAGGUGGUGUGCUCAUUGGGGGCCAGGGCUGGUCUUUUCUAGAGAGGUACGGAAUUGAAAGUUUUUUAAAUGAGUUCCCUGGAAACCAAGCGAUCAGUUUAUCUGGAAUUUUCAUCAACAAAGACUGCAUGAACAGAAAGCAGUGGGUGUUCUCUGAGACGGUGCCCACUACUCCAAUCCAUGUCACAUCUGAGCACGUCACCAAAAAGGACCAACAGCAGCUGCUGAAAGGGAUCACUGAGCUGGAUAUCAGCAGAGGACAAUGUCCCUCAAAGCUGUUGGUGCACGGACCCCAGGCUUUUCCUCUGGGGAUAGAUAGCUUAUUUAACUGCUUCCUAGCAGCUGCCCACUAUGGCCAUGGUCAAGUUGUGCUGUGUGGCAAUGAGAGCAUGAUGUUUGAUGACAAAAUGGACACAUUUAUGAUGAAUGCUUUACACUGGCUAAAAGGGCAGCAGAAGGGGAAAAUUGGGGUGCACUCACAGCUGCAACCUCUGAGCAGCUUGUUAGCAAGAAAUAACUUGGAGUGGAGAAGCACAGACAUUCCAACCAGUGACUUGAGUGUCUAUUGCUGCUCCUCACUCAAUGAAAUGCAUGUCAAGAAUAUGGAGGAAUUUGUUGCAGAAGGUGGCGGAGUACUGAUGGGCAGCCACGCUGGACAGUGGGCUAAGCAACACCCAGAUUCUAACUUUCUGAUUGAAUAUCCAAAUAACAUGUUUUUAAAGCAGGUUGGUCUCAGCAUCAUUAAGGAGGAAGGGCAAAGAGGCCGAUUCUCAGUCCCCAAGCAAGAGCUGCUAAAUUACCAUGUAAGAAAGGCACUACCCCAAUUUGAGUCCAUGCUGUUCAAUAACGGAAGAGUUUUAGAAAACAGCUGGAUGGAGAUGCUGAAACAAGAUUCCUACCUUAUGCUUCAAAUCCCACAUGAUGAGAUUCCCAUCUAUAAGUCAGUGCACAACAAGAUUAUGAAUAUAAUCAAGCAGAAGGGCUUACCACCGGUGAAUGAAGACAACCCCAUCAGCAGGGGAAGCCCUCAGGACAUACUCACAGCCUGGGCCCGAGGACUGGCUCAGUCAGGUACAGACAGCUCUCUCAUCAUUGAUGGUCACUCCUCUCCACCUGCCACUGAAUCUACUAUCAGCAUUGAGAUCAACACAGACAACAGAGAUUCCUGGGUGAGCACUGGACUCUACUUACCUGAAGGACAAGUCGCAACAGUGACACUGCCCAAGGAAGCUGUCACUGCUCAGCUGAAGAUGCUGAUUGGCUGCCAUACGGAUGACAUCAGUGAAUUGAACACUCAAAAACGUGCCCCCAAAGUGACACGGGAGUACAACUUGAACAAAACCAACACCUCCAUCUCCUGGUUCUGGGGGGGCCUCCUCUAUAUCCUUGUGCCCUCAAACUACAACAUGAGCAGUGUGUUGGUCACCAUCAGUGGUGCAAUGCCAGCUCCAUACUUCAAGCUGGGGAAGACUUCCCAGGAGGAGUGGAAGCGCUCUCUCCAGGGAAAUCCAGCUCCCUGGGGUGAGCUGGCCACGGACAACAUCAUCCUGACAGUGCCAACGGAAAACCUCAAGGCUGUGAAGAACCCCAACUCUCUGCUCCAGCUCUGGGAUGAGAUCAUGCAGGCUGCAGCCACUUUGGGGGCUGAGCCUUUCCCCUACCGCAGACCUGAGAGGAUUGUCACCGACGUGCAGCUUCAAUUCGGUGUCAUACGCACUGGAUACCCCAUUAUGGCACAAGUGGAUUUAAUGUCUGAGCUCAUUGAUGAGAAGACAAUAAGGUCUUCUGGUAGUUGGAAUGUCUUCCACAUUUUGGGCCACAGACAACAGCGUCCUGGUUGGCAAUUCCCUCCUCACAGCACUGAAGCCGACUGCAAUCUCUGGAAUGUCUACCUGCACGAAGAGGUUCUUGACAUCCCCAGAGCAAGGGCUCAUCCUAAUCUGACUCCAGAACAUCGGCAGGAGAGGAUCAGAAAGCACAUGGACACAGGUGCUCCCCUAAGGUUAUGGAAUUCCUGGACAGCUCUGGAAACCUAUCUUCAGCUCCAAGAAGGCUUUGGAUGGGAGCCAUUCACCCAGCUCUUUGCUCAUUACCAGAUGCUGUCUAACUACCCAAAAGACAACACUGGCAGGAUGAACCUAUGGAUGAAGAAGUUCUCUGAAAUAGUGCAGAAGAAUCUGGUUCCAUUCUUUUAUGCCUGGGGCUGGCCCAUCCAGAAGGAAGUGGCUGACAGCCUCGCCUCACUUCCAGAGUGGGAGGAAAACCCCAUGAAAGUAUUUAUAGUUCAGUGUGUCAAUUGUGGAAUUGUCCCAGUGUUCUAUCUAACAUAG
Molecule: messenger RNA, 2769 nt
Organism: Ochotona princeps (American pika)
Lineage: Eukaryota; Metazoa; Chordata; Mammalia; Lagomorpha; Ochotonidae
Product: TRPM8 channel-associated factor 3-like
Exons: 7
Coding region: 1-2769 (922 amino acids)
Biological process (GO): negative regulation of anion channel activity
Source: RefSeq, a predicted model, not a curated record